Saccoglossus kowalevskii is the source of this 2159-nucleotide messenger RNA. RefSeq names its product acid-sensing ion channel 3-like. The record is from RefSeq and is a predicted model, not a curated record. Lineage: Eukaryota; Metazoa; Hemichordata; Enteropneusta; Harrimaniidae. Gene Ontology annotation, cellular component: plasma membrane. Gene Ontology annotation, biological process: sodium ion transmembrane transport. Gene Ontology annotation, molecular function: ligand-gated sodium channel activity.
AUGGACACCACUACUGUCUAUCCGUUGGAUAACUAUGGAUUCCAGAAUACCCAGGAAAACACGGAGUUUGAAGCAAAAGCAAAGACUGCAUGGGAUAAUAAUGAAGAAAAACAACCCGAAAGCUCCAAAAGCACCCUGACUCUGUUCACCGAAGAGUCGGGCCUGUCCGGUGUCAAGAUUGUAGGCGACAGGAAUAGCACGCUUUACAGACGGCUUGUGUGGCUAGCGAUAGUACUGGGAGCCUUGAUUGGUUUGCUUUACCAGGUCGGUAAGAUGUCUUCGGCAUUUUCUCAACGUCCCGUUAAUGUGAAUAUUAGAUUCGAAGAACCUCCAGAGACCAAAUUCCCAGCUGUGACAAUUUGCAACAACAACAUGUUUAUGCUUGCGAAAUUGGUCGUAAUAUCCGGCGGGAUGACCGACUUCUCUGCAGCGUUCCCAUACAUACUCGCUUUGUUUCCAAUGGAUGGCGUGAACAUUUAUGAAGAAGAAUACAUCAUCCCAGUUGACGCAGGUUAUGGUACAGGGGGUCUAACGUUGUACGAAUUUAUGAUUAGCAACAGCCACUCCGCCAGUGAAAUGAUUGAAAGGUGUUCAUUUGGAGGUGUCGAAUGUGGACCUGACAACUUCACUCAAACGGUCACAAACUAUGGUGUUUGUUACACUUUCAACGCCAACAUCCAAGACGCCUUGACCACCAGGAACGAAGGUGAAAGGUACGGACUUAGUCUCUAUUUGAACGCAGACGAGAAGGAGUAUUUUGCACCUCGUACCACGGUAGGGUUUCGUCUGAUGAUACACGGACAGGAUGAGGUCCCGGAUGUUUCAAACCAAGGGUUGUCCGUAUCACCAGGAACCACAACAAGUAUUGCCAUAACAAAAACCGUGACAAAAAACCUCGGAAGUCCGCACAGCGACUGCGUGAAAGACAUACAUAAUGAACUAGAGUUUUUCAACGGAUCAUACUCACUAUCUAAAUGCUGGAUGGAGUGUGAGACAAGAUACGUCGUGGAACAAUGCGGAUGUAGAUAUUUCUACAUGCCAGAUAACUUUUCAUUGUUGAGAGACCCUUGUAUUGAGUGUCGCGAACCAUGUGAGCAAACCAAAUAUAACACCAAAGUGACACAUGGUUUAUACCCGUCUAGUAUGUUUACGGACCUUUUAACGGGAGCAGCAAAGUACCCAUGUGACGUGGCAAUAUACAUGUACAUGCUGAAGAGAAGAGCCAAUGAAGAUGAGGAACUUAUGACGACUUUUUACACCAGCAUUUUUGAGUUAUAUGACACACUCGAAAACAGCGAUGGACGUAACAUAUCAGAGUACCUUGACUCAGAUGACUUCCAUUGGCUCAUGAAAUAUACACUUGCUGGUGGACCACUACUUGAUAUAGUCACGUGGUUACGGUACAUGGUGGACACUCACACACUGGACAAGGUUUACCUGGGAGAAUCGGACGAGUUGUACUCAGAACACUACAAUGACUCCAUAGCAUACAUAAAGUUCUUUUUUCUCGACAGUGGAACGUACCGUAAUUCUUUAGCAGCCCCCAUAUGGGACAUGCUUUCCGACGCAGGGUUGUCAUCCGAAGUUAUUUUGUCCAUGACUGACGAUCUAUAUUUUGGUUAUUACGAACCGUUAUAUCAUGAAAUGAUACCUAUCAUCUACCAAAACAUCAAAGAAAUCAGGGAUGACCUCAUGACGACCUUAUUUGAUCACGAAGAUAUUAGUGAAAUAUGUAGAAAUUUUAUGCAGAGGAACUUCGCCAAAGUCACAAUCUAUUUCGAAGAUUUGAAAGAAGAACAAAUUAUACAGCAGCCAGGGUACGAGUUUUUCAACUUAGUAUGUGAUGUUGGUGGCACUCUGGGACUUUUCUUCGGUGCAAGCCUGGUGACCUUCCUAGAGAUUCUUGAUUUUUUCAUCGUGAGGUUCUGGGCAUGGAAGUCUGCAAAAAAGAACCAACAACAAACGUAAUACGAUAUAACUAUAUUAGAGAACUUAUCACCAACAACAUUGAUACGAUAUUACUAUAUCAGAGAACUUUCCAACAACAAACGUGAUACGAUAUUACUAUAUCAGAAAACUCACCAACAAGAAACGUAAUACGAUAUUACUAUAUCAAAGAACUUUUAAACAACGAACGUGGUACGAUAUUACUAUACCAG